Spinacia oleracea (spinach) is the source of this 837-nucleotide messenger RNA. RefSeq lists its product as uncharacterized. The record is from RefSeq and is a predicted model, not a curated record. The transcript is spliced from 2 exons. The coding region runs from base 1 to 837 and encodes 278 amino acids. NCBI's taxonomy places the organism in Eukaryota, Viridiplantae, Streptophyta, Magnoliopsida, Caryophyllales, Amaranthaceae. Gene Ontology annotation, molecular function: nucleic acid binding.
AUGUGUCCUUUUACGAAACAAAAUCUGAGUGAAGAAGAGAAAAGACAAAUUUCAGAGCAUUUACUUACCCAACAGAAGCCAAAUGUGGCCAAGGCGAGUAAGCAACAGGGGAAGAGCUUGAAUGUGAAGUCCAACAGAGAUAAGUGUGGAAGGCAAAAGUUUAUCCCUGAUCUUGAUAGGCUUAAAAGAACCCCAUGCCACAAAAAGCAAAACAUCAGAGCCGUAGCAUUUGCCUUGCAAUGCUCUAUUUUCACUGUUCAACGGCUGAUAAGGGAAAAAAUUACCAAAGCACACAACAAUUCAAUCAAGCCAUCACUCACAGAUCACAACAGAGUAACGAGGUUGGAAUGGUGCUUGCAAGCAAUUGACGCUAAUACAAUUGAUGACAACCCAUGCUUUGAAGAUAUGUACAACACUAUUCAUAUAGAUGAAAAGUGGUUUUACAUGACAAAAGGAAAGCAGAAAUACUACUUACUUGCGGGUGAAAAGAGACCAUAUAGACACUGCAAAAGCAAAAGAUUCAUUUCAAAGGUCAUGUUCCUUGCUGCAGUUGCAAGGCCACGAUUUAAUGCUGCUGGGGUUUGCACUUUUGAUGGAAAAUUGGGAAUUUUCCCAUUUGUUAAAUGGGUACCAGCAAAGAGAAGAAGCAAGAACAGACCGGCAGGAACCCCGGAGUUGAAAGCAAUGAAUUCAGUGACCAAGGAUGCAUAUAGAAGGAUGUUAAUCAGACAACUCAUACCAGCCAUUCAAGAGAAGUGGCCAACUGAUCAUGAAGGACCCAUUAUCAUUCAACAAGAUAACGCGACACCACACAUUCAAACAGAUGAGGCAGAUUAG